Salvelinus namaycush (lake trout) is the source of this 958-nucleotide messenger RNA. RefSeq names its product transmembrane gamma-carboxyglutamic acid protein 1-like. The transcript has 4 exons. Gene Ontology annotation, cellular component: extracellular region. Gene Ontology annotation, molecular function: calcium ion binding. The record is from RefSeq and is a predicted model, not a curated record. Lineage: Eukaryota; Metazoa; Chordata; Actinopteri; Salmoniformes; Salmonidae. The coding region runs from base 97 to 690 and encodes 197 amino acids.
GAAAUAUUAUGGGCGUCGAGGCGAUACUGGAGUAUAGAGCGCAUUCGUAAAGGAAAAUAGACACUGUCACCCAUCCCAAACAGACCAGAAGGAAUCAUGGGGAGUGUGUUCUUGCCGUCGGACCUCGCCAACACAGUGCUGAGGCGUCUGCGCAGGGACAACGGCUACCUGCUAGAGGAGAUCCGCCAGGGCAACAUCCAGAGAGAGUGCAGAGAGGAGAUCUGCACCUACGAGGAAGCCAGGGAGGCCUUUGAGAACGAUGAGAAAACUCAACGGUUCUGGGAGGAGUAUGUGCGGGAGAGCAGUGGCGGGCAGCAGUUGGAGGGCAGAGUCCACUCCCUCUACCUGAUCCUCCCCUUGCUCCUGGUGCUCCUGAUCUCCGGCGUGGCCAUCACUGUGUGGCGCUGCCACUCCCGCAAGCGCUCGGAACGCAACCCCGCCCUGGGCCACUCCCACCGGGACCCCACCCUAUCGUUGGUCUCCAUGGACCAGUGGGGGCGGGACCUCCACGACCACUCAGAGCUCAGCGUCAACAGCAGCCCCGCCGACCCGGGCUCGGAGGUCACGUCGGCGAGGGGAGGCAGAGGAGACCCGCCCCCGUCUUACGAGGAGGCGGUCGGCCACACAGAUGUGCACAUAGAGACAGAGCCUCCGCCUCAGUAUGAGGACAUCAUUGGCCAUGGGAAGUGAAGUGACCCCCCCCCAUACCCUGUCUCAACCGGCCCCCAUCCAGCUAGAUCAGGGGUGUCAAACUCAUUCCAUGGAGGGCCGUCUGUCUGCUGGUGUUUGUUUUUUCUUCUCAAUUCAGACCUAGACGACCAGGUGAGGGAAGUUACUAACUAAUCAAUGACCUUAAUUCAUCAAUCAGGUACAAGGGAGGAGGGAAAACCUCAGUGGAAGGGAGGAGGGAAAACCUCAGUGGAAGGGAGGAGGGAAAACCUCAGUGGGAGGGAGGAGG